Molecule: messenger RNA, 1203 nt
Organism: Ilyonectria robusta
Lineage: Eukaryota; Fungi; Ascomycota; Sordariomycetes; Hypocreales; Nectriaceae
Exons: 4
Coding region: 115-1113 (332 amino acids)
Source: RefSeq, a predicted model, not a curated record
CAUUCCUCAAAGGCAGCUCCGCAUCGCAGCCCCGCCCACCCCUCAUUCUCAUCCCAUUCGCAACCUUCUCACUCACAACUAUCAAAUCUCAAUCACCAAAAUCUCAUCGCAAUCAUGUCUCUACCCCUGAAAGCCAAGGUCGCCCUGCGAGACAAGUGGGAGAAGACAGACUCCCCCGUUCAGACAGCCAUCAAGGAGGUCAAGGGCCUUCUUGGCCUUGACGUUCACUGUGAGCCAGAAUGGCCAAUUCUCAUUUCUGAACUGGAAAAGGUCUAUGAGGACAAGGCCCAACUGAUCGGUGCACUUGUUGGCAUCCUGCAGACCUGGUUCGCAACUCUUGCCGAGAUUCUCGACGAUUCAACCCAAGACACUUGGUCUGAAAUGGUCGUUGAGAAGGUCAAUGAGUUAACCUCGAGACUGAAUGUGACUGUCGAGGCCUCCGAGACUGAGCGAGCUUCUACGGAAUGGUCUGACAAGCGCAAGGGAUUUCUUGUGUGCAUUCCCAAGGUCCAUGUGCAUCAACCGGCUCAGUUCGGAUCUCUCUUCAAGGAGCAGCUUCUCGACUGCUUCGAGGAGAAGAAGAAGCCUUCACAGUCGCUACCAAUCCAUUCCACCACCGGGGAUGAAUGGGCGGAUGUGGGCAUGGAUGAAGCAGCUGAGAAGCCUGUAAAGCCUACUGCAACAAAGGACACAGCAUCCAUUGUUGACUAUCUCCCCGACGCCAACACUUUGCCCAAGCCUGGCACUCUCCUCCUCAAGCCUCCGUACCACCUCUUCAUUCAUGCCAUCGGCAACAACAAACUCGAGAUCCAGUGCUCUCAUAGCGCGACCCUCGAGGUUUUAUCCGACUAUCUUAAGAGAUGGUGUCGGAUUAACCCAAAUGUCACCACCAAGCCUCCCGCUGUCGAGAUCACUCUCAAUCAAGGCUCUUGCGGCUUCGGUCUGACAUACGACACACUAACCCUAUUCUGCGAGAAUCGAUAUCAUGGAAUCUUUACGGUCUCUCCAACUCUGAUUUUGCACUUGGUGGAGGGUGAGUUUGGAUAUGAGAGGGUGUAUAGUGAUGCUAGUACUUGGCAAUAUCGCCGGGACGCACCAUUCAAGAGGGCAUAGAAGGAAUGGAUGAAUGAAAUGACCAAGCAGCAUGAUAAUUUAUUUUUGCCAGCUUUCAUGUAAUCAAGAGUAGUGUUCAAAUCUCUAAGA